Castor canadensis (American beaver) is the source of this 1874-nucleotide messenger RNA. The record is from RefSeq and is a predicted model, not a curated record. Lineage: Eukaryota; Metazoa; Chordata; Mammalia; Rodentia; Castoridae.
CUCCACUGUCCCCUGCCGAGAGACGAUGAGCAGUCAAGGCAACAGCCUGUUCCUGCGCGAAAGCGGCCAGCGCCUGGGCCGGGUGGGCUGGCUGCAGCGGCUGCCCGAGCGCCUGCAGCAGAGAGCCCUGCGCGCGCGCCUGCGCCUGCAGACCAUGACCCGCGAGCACGUGUUGCGCUUCCUGCGGCGCAACGCCUUCAUCCUGCUCACCGUCAGCGCCGUGGUCAUCGGGGUCAGCCUGGCAUUUGCCCUGCGCCCUUACCAGCUCACUUACCGCCAGAUCAAGUACUUCUCCUUUCCUGGUGAGCUUCUCAUGAGGAUGCUGCAGAUGCUGGUGCUACCCCUCAUUGUCUCCAGUCUGGUCACAGGUAUGGCGUCUCUGGACAACAAGGCAACAGGGCGGAUGGGGAUGCGGGCAGCUGUGUACUACAUGGUGACCACGGUCAUCGCGGUCUUCAUCGGCAUCCUCAUGGUCACCAUCAUCCAUCCCGGGAAGGGCUCCAAGGAGGGGCUGCACCGUGAGGGUCGCAUUGAGACCAUCCCCACAGCUGAUGCCUUCAUGGACCUGGUCAGAAACAUGUUUCCACCCAACCUUGUGGAGGCCUGCUUCAAACAGUUCAAGACGCAGUACAGCACGAGAGUGGUAACCAGGACCAUCGUGAGGACGGAGAAUGGGUCUGAGCUGGGUGCAUCGAUGUCUCCUCCAUCCUCGAUGGAGAAUGAAACCAGCAUCUUGGAAAAUGUCACUCGGGCCUUGGGCACCCUGCAGGAGGUGCUGAGCUUUGAGGAGACUGUGCCUGUGCCUGGUUCUGCCAAUGGCAUCAAUGCCCUGGGUCUUGUCGUCUUCUCUGUGGCUUUUGGGCUGGUCAUCGGUGGCAUGAAACACAAAGGCCGAGUCCUGAGGGAUUUCUUCGACAGCCUCAAUGAGGCUAUUAUGAGACUGGUGGGCAUCAUUAUCUGGUACACACCUGUGGGCAUCCUGUUCCUGAUUGCCGGUAAGAUUCUGGAAAUGGAAGACAUGGCAGUCCUUGGAGGUCAGCUGGGAAUGUACACACUGACUGUCAUCGUGGGCUUGUUUCUCCAUGCUGGCGGUGUCUUGCCCCUCAUCUACUUCCUCAUCACCCAUCGGAACCCCUUCCCCUUCAUUGGGGGUAUGCUGCAGGCCCUCAUUACUGCCGUAGGCACCUCUUCCAGCUCUGCGACUCUGCCCAUUACCUUCCGCUGCCUGGAGGAGGGCCUGGGUGUGGACCGCCGCAUCACCAGGUUCGUGCUGCCUGUGGGAGCCACCGUCAACAUGGAUGGCACCGCACUCUAUGAGGCCUUGGCCGCCAUUUUUAUUGCUCAAGUCAACAACUACGAGCUCAACUUGGGCCAGAUCACCACAAUCAGCAUUACGGCCACAGCAGCCAGUGUUGGGGCGGCUGGCAUUCCCCAGGCCGGUCUGGUCACCAUGGUCAUUGUGCUCACGUCUGUUGGCCUGCCUACAGAAGACAUCACGCUGAUCAUAGCUGUGGACUGGUUUCUUGACCGGCUUCGUACGAUGACCAAUGUGCUGGGAGACUCAAUUGGAGCAGCUGUCAUUGAGCAUCUGUCUCAGCAGGAGCUGGACCUGCAGGAAGCUGAGCUCACCCUCCCCAGCCUGGGGAAGCCCUACAAGUCACUCAUGGCACAAGAAAAGGGGGCAUCCAGGGGCCGGGGAGGUAAUGAGAGUGCCAUGUGAGGGGCCUCCAGCACAGCAGGGAGGAGGGAAGGGGGCUGGUGAGGAGAGCCCUGGGGGUAAUCUGCUACCCAGUGACAGUGGGCUGAACACACAUGUUCUGCUUGGCUUGUUUGGAGUGGGGGAAACUGAGAUAAAGGACCAGGAAUGAAAAGUA